AUGAAGGUAGUUGCUUUUAUCAUUGGUACCGCUGCCUUCGCUGCGAAUCUCAAGGUCAAGCCUCUUUCCGCGGGAGCCGCGGUUGAACGGAGCACUCGGCAGUCACGUUGGACUGGCACUGUUCGCCAAACGAGCGCGGAAGUUUACAAGGUAAGUGUUAAUGACCGUAUGACGGUUCCCCAGAACGUCGUCGCCACCGACGUGGACAAAGACAGAAGUGAGGUCAAGGACAGCAGCGAGACCACGGAGAACGACUCAGGCGCGCAUCUGGACGGUGUGUUUGCUUCCCACACCGCCGACGUGGCACUGCAGAGUAUUCGGCAGGAGUUGGUGGAGACGGGUUUCGGCGCGUACUUGUGGGAGAACUUGCUGAACAUGGAGGAGGUUCCCUCUGCGCUUGAAGACAUGUACCUGUUCAAAGACGCCAAACUGAAUGGCUUUUCUCUUGCCAGCCAGUUUAUUGCGUCGGGCACGUACGACAACGUCUUGAAGGACGAGGAGGAGCUGAGCUCGCCGUUGCUCGAGUGGCUGGAGUUGGCAAACGCCUCUGUGGGUCCUUUGGUGAACGAUAUCAACGAGUUUAACGGUGCUGUGCUGAGGCAGAACAAGACCGAGAUGGCGCAGAGUGUGCAGAAAUUGAUCAAGCGCUACAUCUUAGACUACAACCACGUUUCCGAUUCCGUGACCCCCAACACGGGUGUGUCCGGCAAUCUGUUUGGCGGCUGGUUCAAAUACUACUUGGCUAAAGCUUAUGCGCAGCUAUCCACGAGCCCGGACAGCACUCUUGACUUCGACGAUUUCGUCGAGCAAGGGUUGGCGCCUAAGGACAAGGCGUUGCUGGAGCAGCUGCUCCCGAAAAUCCAGCGCCUGAAAGUAGACGACAUCUGGGAAGCCUUGUGGACGCCGGUGUCCGUCCUUCCCUCACUCAACCCCAGCAGCACCAUGCUACCUACCAUGAAAACGCUCAAACUGGCCUCGCUAGUCGGCGGCCAGCCGUUGUGUAUGCCAGACCACUGCGAAGACGGUGCGGUUACCGAGGAUUCUCUCUGGUCGAUCUUCUCUGAAGGAGAAUGGCUCAAACCAGCGGUGGAGUGCUUCGGUGGAAAUGAGGGUUUCUCCCUCAACAUCACAGACAUUCAGCCUUCUCUUGGAGUACUCUACAAGCAUUUGACAAACCAGAGAUCGACCCAGAAGCCGCACGAAGAGGCGACCCAGAAGCAAGCCUAUACGCUAAAGAGCUCUCCAGACUGCGGGAACUCUUUAGCUGCCUGGUGGGAAUGCUACUGGACGUCAUUGGCCGACGCCGCGAACCCUGCAACCGCUGGUCACGGUGUGUUGCACCCCUAA
Gregarina niphandrodes is the source of this 1347-nucleotide messenger RNA. RefSeq lists its product as hypothetical. The coding region runs from base 1 to 1347 and encodes 448 amino acids. NCBI's taxonomy places the organism in Eukaryota, Apicomplexa, Conoidasida, Eugregarinorida, Gregarinidae. The record is from RefSeq and is a predicted model, not a curated record. The transcript has a single exon.